AAGGAGGAACUAUAGGAGAGAGCGAUUUCUCAACCGGUCAGUGGUCGCACAAGGUACGGUCCCCAUGGGCGGACUUUUGGAGACAGCACUGGGAUAUGGCGCCCGUAUAAAUAACGCGAAGAAGAAAACUUCUACCUUGUCCUUUGUCUUGUUCCUCUUUGCUAUCAUGUGCAUCUGCUGCGGCCGGCUGCGGCCCAUUCUGCGCCUCUUCACCUUCCUCCCCAGGCUUCUGUCUGCAGCAUUUCUGUGACCGCGGAAAACAUUUUCUCCGCCCAGACUGUAAAUAUUUCCCCCAAGACUGCUGAUUUUUCUCGAGAAAGCGGUUCAAGCAUGGGGUCCGUGCGUGGACCUGCGUUACACUUCGCGGCGUGGACUGGUUCGGAGAAGAUUGGAAAAAAUUCCAACGGUUUGAUGACAGUAUCUCAUAGACGUAAGAAGGAGAAUAAUAGUGUUCUUCGGAUGAUUGAUUUGAGUGAUUUACAAUGGAGAAACGAGUCAACUUGGCAGAUGCGCAGGGACUUGGUGAUUUCCUACUCAUGUAGAAACGCUAAAGCUCCUGCACUGGAGUCGGGAAAUUUCAAUGCUUGUUUUUGUGGAAAUUGGUUGUUAAAGAAAAAGGCAGAGGAGGUUGCGGCAUUCUUGAAUGGACGCUGUAUCUUUCUUGUUGGAAUGAUGGGCUGUGGAAAAUCAACAGUGGGCAAGAUUUUGUCAGAAGUGCUAGGUUAUUCUUUUGUUGAUAGUGACAGAUAUGUGGAGCAGUCUCUGGGUGGGACCCCUGUGGCUCAGAUCUUUGAGCAGUGUGGUGAGAAUUUCUUCAGAGAGUAUGAGAGUGAGGCAUUGCGGAAGUUGUCUACAAUUCCCCAACAAGUUGUUGCCACUGGUGGCGGUGCAGUGGUUCGCUCUAUCAACUGGAAAUAUAUGAGGCAGGGGAUCACGGUCUUCUUAGAUGUGCCUUUAGAUGCCUUGGCAAGGAGAAUUGCUGCUGUAGGAACUGAUUCUCGUCCUCUUCUAAGUUUUGAACCAGGGGAUCCAUACACUAUGGCUUUUAGGGGACUGUUUAUUCUUUCAAAGAAGAGAGCUGAAGCAUAUGCCAAUGCUGAUGCAACAGUUUCCCUACAACAUAUGAUGGCUAACCUGGGUCUUGAAGAUAUAUCUGAUGUCACACCAACUGCUAUAGCGAUGGAGGUACUCGAACAAAUUGAGAAUCUUCAAGAGCGCAGCAAUGGCAUGUCCGCGAGAAUGUUUCCUUAGCUGAAUAUUUCUUGGUUCUUGUUUCUCCAUCAGCCUGUUGCUAUUUAUGUGCUUUAUAUAUUUAGUUAAUCAAUGUAUUAUCCUUGCUCAGUACCCUGAAAGAACCACAUAGCAUUGCAUGGCAUGUAUAAAUGAUACAAAUGCCCCAGCUAUACUCGCAUCUUUUGUACUUAUAAUUCAGUGUUAAGCAGAAAAUGACGUGUUAACACAA
Molecule: messenger RNA, 1462 nt
Organism: Malania oleifera
Lineage: Eukaryota; Viridiplantae; Streptophyta; Magnoliopsida; Santalales; Ximeniaceae
Product: shikimate kinase, chloroplastic-like
Exons: 11
Coding region: 331-1251 (306 amino acids)
Cellular component (GO): chloroplast
Molecular function (GO): shikimate kinase activity
Source: RefSeq, a predicted model, not a curated record